CUUAUCUUUAUUUCUCUAGUCUUCCCCACUUUCUCUUGUUUGCUCUACAAAAAAUUCUAUCUAUUUUUCUAUUAGAACUUAUACCUUUCGCUACCCUUUUAUAGAUUCCCCCUUUCUUUUCUUCUUCAAAACAUCUUUUCUUCUUCAAAACAAUUAGCUUUUUUUAUUAUCUAAAAUGAUGCCAUUGUUCUUCUCCCCAUCUCUCUCUUUUCCAUUUCACGAUUUCAACUUCUUGAGAUCAUGGUGACCAAACUAUGCAUACGUCUCCCAACCUACUAAUCAUGUCUUCUUCAGAGAAAUCCUUCAUUUAUUGGAGAGGAAAUCCUCAGUUUAUUGGAAACGAAAAUAAAGUAUCACGCCCCCCUUCUAUAUCAUUGGACAACCGCAUAAGGAGUGAUAAACAUGAAGAAGAAUUAGAUGGAGCAACUGCACUUUCUUUAGUAGCACGCGCCCCUUCUAGAUCCUUCUACAACCGCACAAGGAGUGAUGGACAUAAUGAAGAAUUAGAUCGAGCAUUUGCACUUUCUUUAGUAUCGCGCGCCCCUUCUAGAUCCUUGGAUAACCGCAUAAGGGGUGAUAAACACAAUGAAGAAUUAGAUCGAGCAUCUGCAUUUUCUUUAGUAUCACGCGCCCCUUCAAGAUCCUUGAACAACCGUGCAAGGAGUGACAAACACAAUGAAGAAUUAGAUCGAGCAUUUGCACUUUCUUUAGUACUGCGUGCCCCUUCUGGAUCAUUUGACAACCGUACAAGGAACAAUAAACACAAGGAAAAAUUAGAUAGUCCGGUUGCACUUUCUUCCGUAUUGCAUGCCCCUUCUAAAUCUUUGGACAACCGUACAAGGAGUAAUAAACAAAAAGAAAAAUUAGAGCGAGCAACUGCACUUUCUUUAGCUGAAGGUUUAAAGAAACCGAUUGGCAAUAAUAAUGAAAGUAUGGUAUUGCGUGCUCCUGUAAGAUCCUUGGACAACCGCACACGGAGUGAUAAAGAAAAGGAAGAAUUAGAUCGAGCAAUUGCACUUUCUUUGGCUGAAGGUUUACGGAAACCAAAUGGAUAUGGGUGGCAACCAAGCAAUAAUAAUGAUUUUGCUAAAUCACUUCAAGAUGACUUUCAUCCAUCAUACACUCCAUAUGUACCCCGUGAAUAUGUACCCAUGGGAUAUAGGAUAUGUGGUGGGUGCAAUCGUGACAUUGGUUAUGGCAACUACUUGAGUUGCAUGGGGACCUAUUUUCAUCCAGAGUGCUUUUGUUGUAGUGCUUGUCGUUACCCAAUCACCGAAAACGAGUUCUCUUUAUCAGGGAAAGAUGCAUACCAUAAGUCAUGCUUCAAAGAGUUGACUCAUCCCAAGUGUGAAGUCUGCUUUCAAUUUAUUCCCACAAAUGGAGCUGGAUUAAUCGACUAUCGAUGCCACCCAUUUUGGUCCCAAAAAUAUUGUCCUGCACAUGAUUAUGAUAAUACAACCCGAUGCUGUAGUUGUGAACGACUUGAGCCUGUGAAUGUAAGUUACAUAUCUUUGGGAGAUGGAAGGAGUUUAUGUUUAGAGUGCAUAGAAUCUGCAAUAAUGGAUACAGGAGAUUGCCAACCGCUUUAUCAUUCCAUUAGAGACUAUUAUGAAGGAAUGAACAUGAGACUUGAUCAACAAAUUCCCAUGCUUCUUGUUGAAAGAGACGCCCUUAAUGAUGCUACCACAAGGGAUAAAAACGGGUUCCAUUAUUCGCCAGAUACAAGGGGUCUAUGCCUUUCUGAAGAGAAGAUUGUUGCAAGUAUUUUAAAAAGGCCAAGAAUUGGUGGUCAUCAGUUGGUGGGAAUGAUAACUCAACCUCAGAAGCUGACUCGUAGAUGUGAAGUUACUGCCAUUCUUGUUUUGUAUGGUCUUCCAAGAUUACUAACUGGAGCCAUUCUUGCUCACCUGUUGAUGCAUGCCUGGUUACGUCUUAAAGGUUACAGGAACCUAAAUCCUGAGGUUGAAGAAGGUAUUUGUCAAGUGCUUUCAUAUAUGUGGCUUGAAUCAGAGAUCAUGCCCAACAUCCCAUCAUCAUCAUCAUCAUCAUCAACAUCAAAGAAAGGUGGGAAAUCAAGAAACGAGAACAAAUUAGGUGAAUUUUUCAUGCAUCAAAUAGCUCAUGAUGCAUCACCAGUAUAUGGAGGAGGGUUUAGAGCUGCAAAUGCAGCUGUUAAUACAUAUGGCUUACGAAGAACACUCGAUCAUAUUCACCUUACUGGAAACUUCCCUCUGUAA
Messenger RNA from Lactuca saligna, 2237 nucleotides. The record is from the annotation of a GenBank genome assembly. Lineage: Eukaryota; Viridiplantae; Streptophyta; Magnoliopsida; Asterales; Asteraceae.